Messenger RNA from Serendipita indica DSM 11827, 222 nucleotides. Lineage: Eukaryota; Fungi; Basidiomycota; Agaricomycetes; Sebacinales; Serendipitaceae. The record is from the annotation of a GenBank genome assembly.
AUGGCAGAACUCAAGCUUCACCGCAUCAACCAACACAUUGCUCGUCUGCGCGACGACGUCGUCAGGCCUCGCGCGCGUGUCUCGGAAGCGAGUAGCAGCCUCAUCCGAUACAUGAAGACGACAAAGGAUCCGCUACUCCCAAGUCUCUGGGGCACCGUCGCGAAAGAGGAGGAUCCUUUCCACCAACCAGACGCCAACAAGGGCUGCUGUAUCGUCUCGUAA